Molecule: messenger RNA, 1620 nt
Organism: Oryza brachyantha (malo sina)
Lineage: Eukaryota; Viridiplantae; Streptophyta; Magnoliopsida; Poales; Poaceae
Product: dynein light chain LC6, flagellar outer arm-like
Exons: 2
Coding region: 408-689 (93 amino acids)
Biological process (GO): microtubule-based process
Cellular component (GO): dynein complex
Molecular function (GO): dynein intermediate chain binding; dynein light intermediate chain binding
Source: RefSeq, a predicted model, not a curated record
AGGGAUUCUACUGCUAAUUGGUGUGGAAAGUUUCUGUUAUAAAUAGACAGAGAGGUUGAGAACUUUUGUAUAGCUUGCGGUAGAGUACCUCUUGCGUAAACCUGUCGUGGAGCAGUAGAGCUUGAGGGCACGUAAACGGGGCCGUGGAAUCUCGGAACCCCGGCUGCGGUGGAGGUGGGAGGACCGACCGACGUCCAGAGGAGAGGCGCCACCGCGGCGCUCCCAGAUAAGCCUUGCAAGGAGGACACGUACGUCCCUAUUAAAAGGAGACAUCUUUCCUUCCUCCCUCCCGUGGUCCACUCUGAUUCCCCCCUCCUCUUUCUCAGUACUCGUCGUCCUCUUCCUCGCGUCGGGGAAUCAACAAGGGGAUCGCGACUCGAGUGAGUGAAGCUAGCCUGCUGGUGGCAAUGCUGGAGGGGAAGGCGCGGGUGGAGGACACCGACAUGCCGGCGCGGAUGCAGGCGGCGGCGACGUCCGCGGCCUCCCGCGCGCUUGACCUCUUCGACGUCGCCGACUGCCGUGCCAUCGCCGGACACAUCAAGGCGGAGUUCGACAAGAGGUACGGGGUGGGGUGGCAGUGCGUGGUGGGCGCCAACUUCGGCUGCUUCUUCACCCACACCAGCGGCACCUUCAUCUACUUCUCCCUCGAGCGCCUCUCCUUCCUCCUCUUCAGGGCCGCCGCCGCCUAAAUCCGCCGUCGCCGGCGAAAUCGAACGGCGGCGAGCCAUACAAGGAGAACAGCUUAUGCACGCAGGAAUGUAAGCUCGCUCAGAUGUGCACGUGCCCACCUUCUCUCUUUGUACAUACACCAUGGUUGUGCAAUCUUUGUCUGCUACUCUGCUCCCUCUCGAUGCUGUUCGUUUUCUUGGUCUCCCCACCAUGGACAUUGACCUACCAAGCUUCCAUUUUUUAGUUCGAUGGCGUUUCAUCUCCGCCUACGAGUUCAGCGUAUCCAGCUCAAAAUCAAGAAAGAAAGAAAAAAUUUCUCUGGCUGGAUGUGCGAGAUCUUUUCUUGCAGUGCAUUCAGUACGGACGCUUGGAUGGAUGUGAUGUGUGAAUUGCGAUCGAGAUGAACUUCUCCCUGUACCUUUUUUCUUCUAUUGAACGUGGCAGAAUGGACACGGUAAUGGUGGCGCUUUCUCUUUCAUUUGCUUGGAUGGUUGAGGGGUCCUAUUAAAUCUCGCGAAAACGAAAGCAGAACGCCUGCCCCAUGAUUGCGAAUGACAAAAAACCCCGCGUGUGAAGGAAAGAAAGCAACUUGCAUAGUUAGAUGAUUAUCUUUUUCUUUUUCUGGAUGGUCUGACGAUGAAAACCUGAGAGGGUAAUCUUUUUCUUUUUCUGGAUGGUCUGACGAUGAAAACCGAUGAAAACUUGAGGCUGUAGGUUCUCGUUAGAGCGAAUUUAUUAAGACUCUACCGGCUAACAUCGUCCAGAUAUUUGUUUGGCAACGCUAGGGAAUGGCAUGGUUGGUUUCCAUUCAUUUCCCGCCCACUAAUGUUUUGUUCUAAAACUUGUUUAAAAUGUAAGCUUUUUUAAUAUUAAAUCUUAUAUAAAAUAUAAUGUGUUUUUGUUUUUAUUGAUAGUAUUAUUUAUUAUAUCGAUCACUUCCCUAUUCAAUAU